CCAUUGGUCACAUUCGGUGCCCUUUGCUCCUUGUUGGCGCGGUCGUUAAAAAGCCGGGAGUUGAACAAUACCAGUUUUUAAUAUAUUGUUUGAGUUUUCUUCUGCGAGGAAGGAGUAGGAAAACGAAGUCUGGUCAAAUGUAACAUACCGUAGUGUGGAAAGGAAAGUACACCUGGAAACAAGUUCGGCGGUUGUGAUCGCCGCGGUGCUACUAGCUAGCUGUACCUGAAGUAAGUUGAUCAUCAUGGAAAAUGGCAGAUCUGAAUUUCCAUUUCCCUACCAGCCUUACACCAUCCAGGAGGACUUCAUGUGCGCCUUGUACAGUGCACUUGACCAGGGCAAAGUUGGCAUCUUUGAGAGUCCAACUGGAACGGGCAAAUCUCUGAGUCUGAUAUGUGGAGCGCUGAGCUGGCUUACAGACUGUGAGGCCAAACGGAGGCAGGAGGCCGCCGCUCUGCUGCAAGACGGAGAGACGGCACUUUCCUCACCUGCUAAAGAAGCCUCCUCUCAGAGCUCUUCUGCAGAACCCGACUGGAUCAGCAGCUUUGUUAAAAAAAAAGCUGAACGGGAUUUGGUGUCAAAGUUGAAGGAGGACGAAUUGAAAAGGAAGAAGAGAGAGGAGCGCUUAGAAGCGAUUAGGAACAAUGUUCAACUGAAGUACGCCAUGAAAAGGAAGAGUUACGAGGAAGACGAAGCAUUCAAGUUGCUGGAGCUGAGUAAAGAGGAGCAAUCCGAUGCACUGGCAAACCAAGAAGACGAGGACCUUAUCGUCGUGGAGUAUGAAAGCGACGAUGAGUCAAAGUUAAAGAGCAGGUUGCGUGGAACCGAAGAAGAGGAGGAGGAUGAUCUGGUGGAAGAGCACGUCUCAAAGAUUUACUACUGCAGUCGCACGCACUCGCAGCUCGCUCAGUUUGUCCACGAGGUCCAGAAGAGUCCCUUCAGCAAGGACAUCAGUGUGGUCACGCUGGGCUCACGGCAGAAUCUUUGCGUCAACGAGGAGGUGCGGCGCCUGGGCAGCCUUCAGCGGAUUAACGACCGCUGCAUGGAGAUGCAGAAAAACAAACAUGAGAAGCAGCACGACGAUGAAGGAGCAAAGAGGAAGCGAGGCCCGGCCAAGAGCGUGUGUCCCUACAACAAGGCCUCGGCGCUGCAGCAGAUGAGGGAUGACGUCCUGGGCAGCGUCCACGAUAUCGAGCAGCUCCUGAAGCUUGGCAGGGAAAGUCAUUCGUGUCCUUACUACGCCUCACGACUCGCUGUUCCCCCAGCACAGUUGGUGGUCUUGCCUUAUCAGAUGGUGCUGCAUGGAGCCACGAGGCGCGCAGCAGGGAUUCAGCUGAAGGGACAGGUGUUGAUAAUCGACGAAGCUCACAACCUGAGCGACACACUCUCCUGCAUACACAGUGCAGAGCUCAGUGGCGCGCAGCUUUGCCGCGCCCACUCGCAGCUCAGGCAGUAUGCUGACCGCUUCAAGAGCCGCCUGAAGGCCAAGAAUGUGAUGUACAUUAAACAGGUCCUGUUUGUCAUCGAGGGGCUCGUGCGAGUGCUGGGAGGCAACGUGGCUCAGAAUCCACAGAGCCAAACCACACAAGCAGCUACAGAGAUGCUGACCAUUAACAACUUCCUCUUCAAAGCUCAGAUUGACAACAUCAAUUUGUUUAAGUUGCACAGAUACUUUGAGAAGAGCAUGAUCAGCAGAAAACUGGGUGGUUUUGUGGAGAAGUAUGCAGGUUCGGGCGUGAGUCUGCACACUCCAAUUAGCUCCAACAAAGAGAACCGACGCACCGAGGGCUUAAACCGCUACCUGCAGUCACUGCAGAGCAACCGGAGCAAGGCACCAGUUCCUUCCAACGACCAACCGGAGUCAGUAGAGACCGACACUGUGCUGGCUGCGUCCCCCAUGAUGCAAGUGGAGGGCUUCUUCAUGGCCCUUACCAACAGCAACGCUGACGGCAGGGUGGUGAUACACAAGCAAGGUACGUUGUCGGAGAGCACCGUCAAGUUCCUCCUCUUGAACCCGGCCGUCCACUUUGCCCAGGUGUUGAAAGAGUGCAGGGCCGUCAUCGUCGCAGGCGGAACCAUGCAGCCGGUGUCAGACUUCAAAGAAGAGCUGCUCUUUUCUGCUGGAGUGGAAGCAGAGCGCAUCACUGAGUUUGCCUGUGGUCACGUCAUUCCACCUGAGAACCUGCUUCCCAUCGUCCUGUGCAGCGGUCCUUCUGGCCAGGAGCUGGACUUCACCUUCCAGAACAGAGACUCCCCUCGCAUGAUGGACGAGACUGGCCGCAUCCUCUCCAACAUCUGUAACGUGGUACCAGGCGGAGUUGUGUGCUUCUUUCCCUCAUACGAGUACUCCAGGCGCGUCGUGUCCCACUGGGAGUCCAGCGGGGUUUUGAGCCGUCUCGCCAAUAAGAAGAAGAUCUUCCAUGAGCCAAAGAAGGCCAACCAGGUGGAGCAGGUCCUGGGCGAGUUCUCCCGUUGUAUCCAGAGGUGUAGUCUGCAAGGCGGCGGCCUGACGGGAGCGUUGCUCUUCUCCGUCGUCGGCGGAAAGAUGAGCGAGGGCAUUAAUUUCUCCGAUGACCUGGGCAGGUGUGUGGUGAUGGUGGGAAUGCCCUACCCCAACAUAAAAUCUCCGGAACUGCAGGAAAAAAUGUCUUACCUGGACAAACACCUGGUGAGACGCAACGCUGCCCCACAGCGGAGGGAGGAGCCCUGGCCAAGCAUUAAUAGAAAACCUCUGCAUGAAGGCUGUCAAUCAAUCAAUCGGUCGAGCCAUCCGUCACCGUGGCGACUACUCCUCCAUAGUGCUGUGCGACAGGCGAUACUCUCGCCCCGCCACGCUCUCCAAACUUCCGGCGUGGAUCAGAACCCGCACCAGCACGCACCAAAGCUUCGGGCCCGCCUUCGCCGCCUUACGCAAGUUCUUUGUGGAGAAGAAGCAGCUGCAAAUGUGACGAGAUCGGAUAUUCUACAACCCGCUGGCGGAUUUACCAGCAAUGAGAAUAUGUUCUGUUUAUCAAUGAUGUUGAAGACGUUAGUGAGGUCAAACCAGACACGUCCCAGUACUUUUGUCCGUAGAGUGUCUCGGACAAGUUACAUUUUCUAA
Nerophis lumbriciformis (worm pipefish) is the source of this 3100-nucleotide messenger RNA. It is a transcript of the gene ddx11, whose product is annotated as DEAD/H (Asp-Glu-Ala-Asp/His) box helicase 11. Gene Ontology annotation, molecular function: DNA helicase activity; ATP binding; hydrolase activity, acting on acid anhydrides, in phosphorus-containing anhydrides. NCBI's taxonomy places the organism in Eukaryota, Metazoa, Chordata, Actinopteri, Syngnathiformes, Syngnathidae. Gene Ontology annotation, cellular component: nucleus. Gene Ontology annotation, biological process: establishment of sister chromatid cohesion; nucleobase-containing compound metabolic process. The record is from RefSeq and is a predicted model, not a curated record.